UGUUUACAUUAUUUUUAAAGCCGCGAAAUUAUUUGUGAUUCAUUUUCUGCCGGAACCGUUUUUCCUGCAGCGAAAGUGGCCACCGGAAUGACGCGUUAAUCGGUUACGCAAAUUUAGAUAAGUCACUUGCUGACCGGUGGCAACCGCGUGAUUGGCGGGCUGAACCGGGAAGUUUUGGCGGUGUACCGCAAACGACCUACAUGGAGUUCGCGUCUAGUCCGCCGUUGGUGUCCAAGGCCAAACUCGGCACCCGGCACGGUUGUGCGUCAUCUCGAAAUCUCCAGAAUACAGGCAACAUUUUUGAAGACACGCUCUGGAAGAAGGAACUGUACGAAAAAUCGUAGCAUCGACGCUCGACCAAUGACCUUGACGAGGCAGUUAAAUCGGCCUCGGUGAUAACGGCCCACUUGACAUCGGUUCGCGACACGGUCCGAAAGAUCGAAACCAUCUUUGAGAACACUGACUUUGACCACAGUCCUGGCCGUAAGUCGAUCGGGGAUAGCGCAAAGAAAGCUGAAGUGGAGAAGAAAAUCUCGAAGGAAUCGGUGGUGGUUGAGGAGAUCCCCACCAAGGUUCUUGAGCUGGAGAAGACGAUGGAGCAGUGUGCGUACCGGUGGAAGUCGAGCCAAAACUUUCGGAGAGCAAUCUGGACGUGGUUCUGACCAACAAUACGCAGAAAAGGAAGGAAGAACUGCUGCAAUACCAGCAGCACCCGGAGACGCCACUGUUCAAUCCAAAUUCACAACUCUUCAUCCGUCGCAAAGCGACCAACGGCGCGUCGAGCAGCGUCAUUCAGCGUACGAUGUACCGAUAAAGCAUCGUGUCAAGCACCGAUCUACCCGGGCUGGACAAACCCAACAGUUCGACGUAGGCGCAACCGGGAACUGUUCGCAAAACCAUGCUGAUGACCCGCGUGACGGUCAACAUGCGGAAGAUCUCCCGACGUGCCUCGGACAUCGGCACCAGCCCGGCACCUUCACGGCCAAGCUCGUUCAUCGAGGAGGACGAGUUCGCGCAACCACCGUCGGGUUGUGACGCCCACGAAUGGGCCUACACCACCGCCAGCAACGGCAACAGCAACUCCUUUCCGCCACUCCUGUGGCAACAACCUGCUGAAGGUUCAAGCGUCAAUGAAAGCCGACCCACGUCCUCAGUUACCGGGAAUCGUCGGAGUAUGUGCACCCCGGUGAAGAGUGGACCACGUAGCGACCAGUUCGUGUGCUGCAACUGUCAACCAUGUUCGAACCGGAUGUUGUAG
Messenger RNA from Culex pipiens pallens (northern house mosquito), 1258 nucleotides. RefSeq lists its product as uncharacterized. Lineage: Eukaryota; Metazoa; Arthropoda; Insecta; Diptera; Culicidae. The transcript has 3 exons. Bases 899 to 1258 code for a protein of 119 amino acids. The record is from RefSeq and is a predicted model, not a curated record.